Molecule: messenger RNA, 3449 nt
Organism: Ochlerotatus camptorhynchus
Lineage: Eukaryota; Metazoa; Arthropoda; Insecta; Diptera; Culicidae
Exons: 7
Coding region: 1319-2914 (531 amino acids)
Biological process (GO): motor neuron axon guidance
Source: RefSeq, a predicted model, not a curated record
GGUCGCGUCUUUCGUGCGGUUUCUUCGUUGAUCAUAACAGCAGUCCAUAGGCAGUGCUGUGGUGUGACAGCUUUUGAUGAGUGAUUUUUUUUUGGAAUCGUGCUCGGUGAAGAUUUGCAGGAAGAGCAUUCUCGAUUGAGAGGCAAGUGUCACUACUGACGAUGACGGCGACGACGACGACGACGACGACGACGGCGACGUGAUGUUUGGAUAUUUUGGCUCCAUGGAUAGUCUUUAUUGGCAGGGGCGGCUCGGCAGUGGCUUUAUCCCGUGGAAAGGGUGAUUCCAGGGCGAAAGUGUAUCCUUUUGCUAGGUGUAUUUGCCCAUUGGCGGUGCUGUGACAUAACCAAUUUCGAGAAAAGAAGGUUGUUUUCGCAGUGUGUUCUGAAUCCGCCGACUGCGACUUUCGGUGAUGAAAGGGUGAAUGGGGAAUGUUUUUCUUUUUGUUCGAUCGACGACGUCUGCUGGACGACGGGAGAAUACAUUGGGGGAGCAUUCCUUUAGCUUAAGCCAAGACGUGACCUCUCCAACUUGGUGGUGAUUGUGUUGUUUGGUGGAGAACUGGCCCGUUAUUCUAGGAAAGUGCAAAAGUUCAAGCCUGAUGGGAAUAGAUAAGAGCGAAUGCGAGAAAAACCCACAAAAGGCUACGAAGGCAGGAAACGUCGUCGUCGUAAUCCGAUACACGGACACUCUGCUUUUGGCCAACGGUGGUGUUCUGAGGCAGGAGUUGGAAGAAUUCAAAGAGUGAGCUGCCCUGGAAGAGGCGAAGAUGAAAACACAGUCCGUGGUACGAGGAUGCAGCCAGUAAGCAGCGUCGAAAGGGCAAAAGCGUGAAGCGAAAAUUGAAAAGUUUACCCGAGUGUUGCUAAUUUGGGAUUUGUGAUUGUUUGCCCGAGCCGGGCGAAGUGAAAAUUCGGCAGGAAGUGCAGAAAGCAGGGAAGCGAGUGAAAAGUUUUUCCCCGAGAUUGAUGAAGAUGAGUGUGGGAAAUUGAGAAAGACCAAAUCCGACGAAGAGGAGAAACCAUCGGAAGUGGAGGAGCAUUCUUCGCGGAGCAGAACGGAACGGAGCAGUUCUCCCGAACCGAAAUACUCAACCUGAAGAAGAACUUGACACCAACGACCGUCUGAAAAAUUCCAGUCAGAGUGCAAAGAAAACCGUUAUCAUUAUCCCGUUCGAAAUUAGCUAAUCCUCGGAAAUGAAAAUCACACCAGAACGACCGAACGGCGGCGAAGGAGGAGGAGGAUGAUUUUGGAAUCGGUCGAAGAACGUCGUGGCGGUGAGGACGCUUAGCACGCUAAUGUCGUGUCGUGAGUGUUGAUGUGUUUUUGUGAAGACGGUGGUUGUUGUUGUGGUGGUGGUGGUGGCGGUAUUAGUGAAACCGCUCAAAUCUCGAACUACGAGCAUCCUCCCAGGCUGCCUGGGUUCCUCCAGGCUAGUUUGCAAUCGGGGGGAAAAGCGGCCGCAAAAAUGCUAAUCAAGGCCAACAUUUGGAUGUACGUGUUUCAACUUGUUGUGAUGAAAGUAUCUUACAGCGUUCAUGGAUUGGACAGCGUUCACGUGCGGGUCCCGGCGGCGGUGACCGUGGGCAGCCCGGCGGUGUUGGUGUGCGAAAGUGACCUCCUCGACGAGGACCUCUACUCGGUUAAGUGGUACAAGGGGAAGCACGAGUUCUUCCGCUACACAUCGAAGGAGAUUCCGUCGAUUAAGAUCUUCCCGAAGGCGGGCAUCAACAUUAAUGUUGACCAUUGCAACGCGAGCCACGUGGUGCUGAGGGGCGUCGAACCGCACACCAGUGGGAAGUUCAGCUGCGAGAUCACCGAGGCGGCACCGUCGUUUCACACUAAGAUAGUCACUAGAGAUUUAAAUGUAGUAGAUUUACCGAAAGGCGAUCCCCGGAUCGUGGACAUGAAGCCGUACUACGGUGCCGACGAGUUUCUCGAGGUCGAAUGCAUAUCAAACGAAUCACUGCCAGCGGCCCGGCUCGAAUGGCUCAUCAACGAUCGGCCCCUCGGUGUGAUACAGCCUCCGUCCCGGCUGGAAUUUGCCACGUUGCCGGCGACGACGAACUGGAGCGACAGUAGCAGCAGCAGCAGCAGCAGCAACAAUAGUAGCCCAACCACCACUUCUUCUAGUAAGAAAUCCAGUAAGUCUUCCCUUCGCCAAAAGCAGCUCUACGACGUCGACGUCGACGAACCUGCCGGAGGAUCGGCGUUGGACAGCAACUCGCUGCAGUACCACUCGCCGGAAUUUACGGUGCCGGUGGCUGCUGCCGUAGUCGCCUCGGCUGCGGCCCUCUCACUGACGACGGCCAGCUCCCAGCUCGUGUCGUCGGCCCCAGCGCUCCCGUCGCCAUCGGCCGUGUACUCCACGGCCCCGUCGUCGUCGUCGUCGUCUAGGAAGUCUUCAUCCGGUGGCAAAAAGGGUGCACCUGUGGCACGGUACGAAACAGCCAUUUCCCGAUUAAAACUUCUGCUGGGACACGAACACUUCUACAAAGGGAAGAUUAAGGUGAAAUGUAUCGCCCGGAUAUUCGAUCUGUACGAACGGAGCGCGCUGCAGACGGCGGACGAAAACUACCCCCAGGUGCGGGUGCUCUCCAACAGCGACAACGGGGUGCACUUUUCCUUCAUGAGCGAUAAGGACGAAGCAUCAUCCGCCUCGUCAUCCCACCGGCUCUGGCCGUCGAUGGCCUCCCGUCGAUGUUGGCUGGCUGUUGGCCCUUGGCUGUACGCUAGCAGCAACGGCAGCAUCAGUAAACUCCAAGAUACUGGCCAAUUCCAAUGGCCGUCCAUCGUUGGCAGCUUGAUCGUAGUAACUAUAAUGGCAACAGCAGCAACGGUGGCAGUAUCGUCCUUUGUGCCGACUCGGUUACUGAUAGCCUUGCCAGCGUCGAUUCUGUUGCUUGCUUCCUAACGCCAGCGGAUGACGAUGACCUACUAAAGGUAAAGUGGCUGCAGAACCUGGGGGCAGAGGAGUGGGUGUGUACAGUAUUUAUGUUGUUCAGAGCAGUGCUUCUUCUUCUUCUACUUAAAUGCCAAUGUCUCCGAGAACGGUAUGGAGGAAUUCGAGAGCAACGAUGGACGUGGAUGUGGCUAGGGGGAGGCACAGCAUUCGUUACUCUUUUCGUUUACUAGAAGCUUAGUUGUAAACAAAAUCGAAAGUCGUGUAAGUGGAAAAGCUAUUUUUUGUAUUUAAACCAUGCAGCACACACACACACACACACAGUGUAAGAGUCUAACGAUAGUUAUAUUAUGAAUUUGAAGUAAUAAUCGGGGUAAACACAAUAGUUGAUAGCUGAAUAACUAGAACAAUACCACUUUUAGGCUAAUGGCGGGAAGACCGGGAGGAAAGUGAAUUUCAAUAAAACACGAUUUUGAACGAUUGAAAGAUGGUUGUACAGAGAUACACACGCCCACACAUAAACAUCUACAUUUAACACACACACACA